ACACAUCAUCAAAGUGAACAUAUCAAUCUUCCUUUAGAAAUUUCUUUAUAUAUUUCUGAUUAUAUUUUAACUCAAAUGCGGUGCGAAAGAAUUAAUGUUCCAUUAGCCAAUUAUUUGUUAAAUAAUGUUGAUGUUUUGAUAGAUUGCUUGUCGUCUCUUGAAAGGAUUACGAGUACACCGAUUCCUUUAGCAUAUCAUAUUCAUUUAUUACAAACUGUAUGGAUUUAUUGUCUCAGCUUACCUUUCCAAUUGGUUGAAUCCGUCGGUUGGUCGACUAUUGAAGAAAUUGACCAAAUCAUAUUUGUUGAUAAACCACCAGAUAUUAAUUAUUGGGAGUUCAGUGCAGAAUACCAGAAAAACCGUCUAGAAAUAUACUUGAAAAAACAAUAA
Messenger RNA from Scutellospora calospora, 390 nucleotides. NCBI's taxonomy places the organism in Eukaryota, Fungi, Glomeromycota, Glomeromycetes, Diversisporales, Gigasporaceae. The record is from the annotation of a GenBank genome assembly.